AUGACCAAAGACGCUGCCAGAAAACGGGCAGCUGCCGUGGCUGCCGGUGUGGCAGCCGUGCCCCUGGCGCACGAGCUGUUGGCUUUCACUCCCUCCAACCUCGCACCGCGAGCCCGGUCACAGCCACAGCCCACACAGCAUGGCUCUGUGCCCAAGUCCAAGCCCACCAGCCGAGCGCUCUCAAGCACGGCAGGAGCUGCGACACUCACGGGUUUGGCAGCAAUGAUGGGACAUGGUGCGAAGAAGCGGGGUGGGAGUGGAACCACCAAAAAUAUCAAUGGCUUGACAGCGUGCUUGGGCCAGCCAUCAGCCAUUUUGGAGAAGUCCACCGAGGCAGGCGACCCCGAGAAGGUUUUAGAGCAGUACAUCAAGGACCUGGGCGGGAAGCGAGUCUUGCGAAAGUGGCUCAUUGCAAACAAUGGCAUGGCCGCCACAAAAGCCAUCCUUUCAUUGCGUCAGUGGGCUUACCUGGAGCUCGGAUUGGACAAUGCCUUCGAGUUUGUUGUCAUGGCCACUCCAGAGGAUCUGGAGGCAAAUGCCGAGUUCAUUCGGUUGGCAAACACCUAUAUCGAAGUUCCGGGGGGAAAGAAUGUCAACAACUAUGCCAAUGUGGAUUUGAUCGUCGAGAUCGCCAAGUCGCAGGGUGUAGAUGCCGUCUGGCCUGGCUGGGGUCAUGCGUCUGAGAAUCCCGAACUGCCGAGUCAGCUGAAGGAGCUGGGAAUCACCUUUGUCGGACCCACCUCGCCUGUCAUGUCCGUGCUCGGGGACAAAAUCGCAGCCAAUAUUCUGGCGCAGACGGCCGGUGUCCCAUCGAUUCCUUGGAGUGGUGACGGCUUGCAAGCCGACCUUGGCCCGGAUGGCACCAUUCCCAAGGAGAUCUUCGACCAAGGAACCGUCUCCACAGUUGAGCAGGCGAAGGAAGCAGUCAAGCACAUCGGCUUCCCGGUGAUGAUCAAGGCCUCGGAGGGAGGAGGGGGCAAAGGCAUCCGAAUGGUGCAGGAAGAGAAGGACCUCGAGAGCAGCUUCUUCCAGGUUCAAAACGAGGUGCCGGGCUCUCCCAUUUUUAUGAUGCAGCUUUGUCAGGGAGCUCGUCACAUUGAAGUUCAGAUUAUGGGAGACGAGUAUGGGAAUGCAGUUGCCCUUAACGGCCGCGACUGCUCUACGCAGAGGCGCUUCCAGAAGAUCUUCGAGGAAGGACCACCGGUUGUCGUGCCCAGAGAAACAUUCCUCGAGAUGGAGAGGGCAGCCCAGCGGCUCACUCAGAAUAUUGGGUACAUUGGUGCUGGAACCGUGGAAUACCUUUACAAUUCCAAAGAGAACAAGUUCUACUUUCUCGAAUUGAAUCCGCGCCUUCAAGUCGAACAUCCAGUGACAGAGGAGCUGACACGUGUCAACUUGCCAGCCACGCAGAUGCUUGUGUGCAGCGGCGUUCCCUUGGAAAUGGUUCCCCAAAUCCGACGCUUCUACGGCAAGAGCGACACGGACAAGACAUCUCCGAUCAGCUUCUUGGAAGACUUGUACGUCUACCCGGACCGGCAUGUCAUCGCCUCUCGAAUUACCGCGGAAAAUCCCGAUGAUGGCUUCAAGCCCACAAGUGGCAGAAUCGAGCGAAUCAAAUUCCAAAGUUCGGUUUCAUGUUGGGGUUACUUCAGCAUCGGCGCGAAAGGCGGAAUUCACGAAUACGCUGAUUCGCAGUUUGGACACAUCUUCGCGCACGGCGCAAACCGUGAAGAGGCGCGUAAAGCUCUGAUGCUGUCCUUGAAGAACAUUGAGGUCGUCGGCGAGAUCCGCAAUCCCGUAGAGUACCUUGUCGAGCUUCUUCAGCAGGAGGCCUUCGUUGCCAACAGCAUCGACACCUCCUGGCUGGAUGGCCUGAUCAAAGAGAAGUCGGUCACUUUGAGAUAUAACAUCAACGACGUGGUGUUCUAUGCUGCCGUCUUUAGGGCUGUCCAGAAUUUGAAGGCCUUUGAUGAGGAAGUGGAGGCCGCAUUGGCAAAGAGCCAGCUUGGACCUCUUCGGGACAUGUCCAAGAUGAACACGUUCCCUGUUGAAAUUACCUUCGAGGGUGUCAAAUACCAGUUCUCAGUCUCUCGCUUGGGACCAUCGCUCCUCGAACUGAGCAUUCAAAACCAGAAGUUCACGGCACAAGUCAUGGCACAGCCUGACGGCACUUUCCUGGUUUCCGUGGGUAAGACGGUGAUGCGCGUGAUGGGCUCUGAUGAAGCUCUUGGCCUCCGACUUCGAUUGGAUGGCAUUGGCACGAUCAUGCUUCCUACGGUUUACGAUCCUUCCGAGCUUCGCUCGGAGUUCAACGGAAAGAUCGUGAGAUACCUGCAGGAUGAUGGCGGACAGGUGAAGGAGGGAGAGCCUUACGUGGAGCUUGAGGCCAUGAAGAUGAUCAUGCCCAUCAAGGCAACCGCCACUGGCAAGGUGAGCCAUGUCCGGGGAGCUGGCAGCAUUGUUUCCGCAGGCGAGCUCCUGGCCAAUCUCCAGCUUUCUGAUCCUUCAAAGGUGAAGAAAAUUGUUCCCUUCGACGGCUCUUUCGCGAUUUCGGCGGAUGGGAAUGGAAAGGACCGCAGCUUGCAAGGGCAGUUGGAGAUGGUGCUGGAUGGUUUCACUUCGCAAGAAGAGCCGGCACUCAUGGCCCAGAAGAUGUUCUCCCAGCUUCCCGAGGCUGAAUGCGAUGAUGUAGCGUCGGCUCUGGUGGAACGCUAUUUGGCCGUGGAGGAAAAGUUCUCGCCCCUCAUCAAGGAGAAGUUGACCAACGACCAAAUCUAUGCGGAACUUAUCGCGCAGAACAAGGAGAACUUGGCUGCGGUUGCCUCACUGGCUCUUGCCCAUGGCCAGCUCAGCACGCGCAGUGCAGUGGUCCUGGCAGCAUUGCGCAGCUUGCGCAAACUCAACCCCUCGGCGAGCCUGAUGCAGAAGAUCGGGCGCUUGGCGGAGCUUGACAACACAGGUGGCUAUGGCGAGGUGGUCCUGGUGGCGACUCCAAGCUGGCACGAAGAGCUCAUUUGUGCGGAGACGACGAUGGCGCUGUUGAGCUCCGAGCCAUUUGAGGACAGGAGUGCGUCUUUGCGGUCUUUGCUGGACACCGACGGCCCUGACCUGAAGCCCAUCUCUGGAAUGGCCGCUAGCAAGGCUGGGGCAGAACUUCUCUCCAACCUGCUCUUGGACGUUCGCAAGAAUGCUCUUGAUGCAUUGGUGAGACGUUUGUACCGAUCCUUCAUCAUCAAGGACGUCAACAUCACGGAUCAGGGGGCUGGAGACAUGCGUUGCAACUUCAAAUUCCAGUUCCCGGGCACAGCGGAUGCGGAUGCUUUCCGCGAGGCUCACAUCAAGGUGGUCACCGACUUCGCCGCCGCCAAGGAGGCUUUGAAAGAGGACAUCUGCAUGGAUAAUGUCGAUGGCAACAGGAACACCAUGAAGGUAAUCGUGACUUCUCCUGGUGAUACCGCUUUUGACAAGAUGAGCUCGGAAAUGGAGGGGCUCUUGAAGUCGAAUGCGAAUUUGCAAUCCGCUGGCAUCCGAGAGGUCGGCUUGGUGGUGUCCAAUGUGCCGCAUGCCUUGCGCUAUGCAUCCUUUAUGGGCAGCGAUGACUGGAAGGAAAACUUGGCCACCCGUGACAUGAAGCCAUCCUUGCCAAAUGUACUGGAAGUCUACCGCCUCGCCGAAGACUACAAGUUGGAGAAGGUGAUGCCUCCUGUGGGCCGCAACUCGCAGGUGUACAUUGGCACACCCGUUGAUGCCGUGCCUUCCCGAACGAAUCCGUCCACAAUCUUUGCACGCAUGAUCAAGCACUCGCUGAGGGAUUUUCCCGAGAAUGAGAAAGCAUGGACGGAUUCGUUGGAGAACCUUCUGCUCAAUGCCGUGGAUGAAGUGGAGCGUGCCCGCCUGAAUCCCAAGAUCGGUUAUGGUCCCAACAGCAAUAUCUUCGCCCACAUCGUGGCUAAUGUCGAUGUCGAGCCCUCGGACGCCUAUGCCAAGCUGGAGGGGUUCCUCAACCUCUUCGUUGCCAGGCACCAGAGCCGUCUGGGCAAGAUGAAGGUCGACGAGAUCGUGGUGAAGAUUGGCAUCGGAAGUCAGAUGGAACGCAAGAAGACGCUUCGGCUCACUGCAAGUUCGCUUACAGGAGAGUACUUGCGCACAAGCGGCGCGCUUGAGACCUACGACGCCAUCACAGGCUCUCCGAAGGAAUGGUUCGAUAUUAAGAGCGGUGAGAAGACGCAGCUGGCUUCCGCGAAAGCGAAGAGCCGCUUGCAGCUGCGGAGGUCGCUCGCCAGAAAUGCCGGGUCCACCUAUGCACCGGACUUCCUCGGCAUGUUGAAGAUCGAGCUGAUCAAGAAAUGGAACAUGUACCAGGAGUCUGGAGGCUCCCGGAAAAUGCCAAGUGCCAUCUUCAAAAGCACCGAAUUGGUGCUCAGCGAGGAUGGGGAGUUGAAAGAGGUGGACAGGGAGCCGGGCCAGCACAACAUUGGCAUGCUUGCGUGGUGCUGCACGCUGCAAAGCCCGGAGUAUCCGGAAGGCCGUGACAUCGUGCUCAUCGCUAACGAUGUUACGCACAAGGCUGGCUCCUUCGGUGUGGACGAGGACGAUCUUUUCCAAAAGGCUUCCGAAUAUGCCCGCCAGCGAGGUCUUCCCCGCAUCCACAUCGCAUGCAACAGUGGAGCGCGUGUUGGCCUGGCAGAGGAGCUUAAGCCUUUCGUGAAGGCCAAAUGGACCGAUGAUGAUCCUUCCAAAGGGUUUGACUACUUGUAUCUUGAAGAGAAGGAUGCUACAAGCUUGCCGGAGGGGGCAGUAGAGACGCACACUGUCACUGUGGCGGGCCAGAAGCAGUAUGUCAUCGACUCCAUCAUCGGUGAGGGCUUGAAGUCAACACAGGGAGGUAUCGGAGUCGAAAACCUGAGAGGUAGCGGGCUCAUUGCAGGAGAGACGUCCAAGGCCUACAACGAGGUCUUUACACUGUCCUAUGUCACGGGCCGCUCAGUUGGUAUCGGCGCCUACUUAAACAGGCUAGGGCAGCGAGUUAUCCAGAUGGUCAAUGGGCCAAUGAUUCUCACAGGCUCGCGCGUGUGUAAGCUUCCAAGCCCAUGUGUUUCAGUUCUUUGUUGCUGA
Molecule: messenger RNA, 5115 nt
Organism: Symbiodinium necroappetens
Lineage: Eukaryota; Dinophyceae; Suessiales; Symbiodiniaceae
Source: the annotation of a GenBank genome assembly